AUGGUCCCAUCGUCAAUGAGUCGCCCACUCUUGGAGACAUUUAGGUAUGUCCCCGGUAGCAGCAAUGGCCCUGCAGAGAAUGAUAUCACACCCGUGUCGCAAACGCAAAGCGCUAGAGCGCGCUUCCUCGUGGCUACAUCGCACGACGAUCGACACGAAGCUGCCGACGCGUUUAAGGGCAAACUCCAGACCUUUACAAGCGACCAGGUUGCUUUGCCAGGCACCGAGGCCUACAGUCGCUUGAACUACGAAUAUCUUUCUAUCCGGCAACGCGAACAUACGCCAGCAGCCAUCUUCGAGCCUAAUAGUGCGGAAGACAUCGCGCAGUUUCUCCGCAUUAUCAAGGCCAAUAAAGCGAAGUUCGCUAUCCGCGGUGUAGAGUUUAAGCCCGAUGAGGGUAUCGUGUCUGUGGGCGCUGGCGUAACCUGGGGUCCGGCUUAUGAGAAAGUGCAAGCUGUAGGACUUAGCGUAGGGGGUAGUCGAUCUGUUAAGGGCGGCAUUGGUGGUCUCGCGCUCUUCGGUGGCCUUUUUUUCUUCUUUACGCGUGAAGGUUUCAUCUGCGAUAAUGUGGUCAAUUUCCAAGUAGUCCUCGCCUCGGACCUAUGGAGAGCUCUCAAAGGGGGCGGCAACAACUUCGGCGUCGUCACGCGUUUCGACCUUCGCACCUGUCCCCAGGGCUCUUUUUGGGGAGGCUUCAUCCUCUACGCGGUUACGGGUGAUAACUAUUCGAGGCAAGUUGAAGCUAUGUCGAAGCAAUUCGGUGGCAUUAUGAUGGGGCUAAACGAGAUCUACUACACCGGGCCCGAUGCCGCUUCGGUGUACGGAUCUAAAGGCGAGACCACCGGAAAAGCCCGUGUCCCGCCCAUGCUCGAACCGUUCACGACCGUUGAGAAUCAGGUAGGCAGUCUCAAUUCGCUUAGGAUCAUGACCCUGGUAGAAGGCGCUACCGAACAUGCUAUGGCAUCGCAAGAGCACGUAUGCUGCGCUUACAUGAACUGCACCGUACGAGCUGACAAAAAUACUCUGCUUGCUGCCGCCGAAAUAUACUCAAAGGCCAUCGAACACCUGAAGCCAGUAGAGGGAAUCACACUCUGUUUGACGCUGGACGGCUACCCCAACUCUGUUCUGCGGAAGACAGAGGAACUAGGGGGAAACGUGCUGGGUCUUAAUGCUGGAGAUUCGUUGAUUUCGGUUCUAUUGCUGACGUACUGGAAGAACAAGGAAGGCGAUGAAAAUAUCAUACUUGUUCUCCAGAAGGCUUUGGGUGAUAUUGAGAAGGAUGCAGAGCGCCGCGGCCAAAUAGUUCCGUAUGUCUACUUGAACUAUACAUCCAGUUUUCAGGAUCCGUUUACGUUAUAUGGCGAGGAAAAUAAGAGGUUUUUGCAAGAAGUUAGCCGCAGGUAUGAUCCUUAUGGGCUAUUCCAGAACAGUUUCCCUGGAGAAUUCAAACUACUUGCUUAG
Messenger RNA from Daldinia childiae, 1461 nucleotides. RefSeq names its product Bifunctional solanapyrone synthase. The transcript has 5 exons. Gene Ontology annotation, molecular function: flavin adenine dinucleotide binding. Lineage: Eukaryota; Fungi; Ascomycota; Sordariomycetes; Xylariales; Hypoxylaceae. The coding region runs from base 1 to 1461 and encodes 486 amino acids. The record is from RefSeq and is a predicted model, not a curated record.